Molecule: messenger RNA, 1865 nt
Organism: Aaosphaeria arxii CBS 175.79
Lineage: Eukaryota; Fungi; Ascomycota; Dothideomycetes; Pleosporales
Product: cytochrome P450 52A11
Exons: 5
Coding region: 244-1773 (509 amino acids)
Molecular function (GO): monooxygenase activity; oxidoreductase activity, acting on paired donors, with incorporation or reduction of molecular oxygen; heme binding
Source: RefSeq, a predicted model, not a curated record
UUGAAUCGACGUAAGCGAAAAAGAGGAUACACUUGGGUGUUUUUUAUGAGAGGUUUCUUUGUCGAUAUCUUGUGAUCUUUCUUACACCAUUUAUACGAGUAAGGUCUACGACUCGACUAUUUGCUGCUAUUAGAUUAGUCGGAUGGUAGUCUAGGGAUUGCUCUCGCGCUUUUGAUAUAUUGUUAUACAGACCAACCACCACCUCAAUCAAAACCAACCCGGCAGGCCACCACAUCCCCCAAAAUGCCCUCCCUCCUAACCCCCUACCUCACCCCCCUCACCCUCCUCCCCACCCUCCUCGCCCUCCUAAUCCUCUACAAACUCCUCUCCACCCUCCGCACCUCCCGGCAAAUCGCCCGCCUCGGCGCCCGCGCCCCCAUCCGCACAACCUACGUCCCCUACGGCCUCGACAUGCUCUACGAAGUCGUGACGCACCUGCUCGCGGACAAGAACUACGAGCUGUGGGUCGGCAUGUUCGCGAAGUACGGCCGGGGCGGGUUCACGGUCGAGGCGGGGAUCGGUCAAAGGGUUAUCCUGACGGCGGAACCGGAGAACGUUAAGGCGAUUCUGGCGACGCAGUUUAAGGAUUAUGGGAAGGGGGAGCAGUUUAGGAAGGACUUUUAUGACUUUUUGGGGAAUGGUAUUUUCACGACUGACGGCCAUCUCUGGCACAACUCCCGCCAAUUGAUCCGACCCCAAUUCGUCAAGGAUCGACUCAGUGAUCUCGACAUCUUCGAGGAGCACGUGCAAAUCCUCAUGAGGGAGUUCUCUAAUGGACGAGAAAUCGACGCCAUGGAUCUUUUCUUCCGGUAUACCUUAGACGCCGCCACGGAUUUCCUUCUCGGGAAAAGCGUCGAGAGCUUGCAGAAUCCGCAGACGAGAUUCGCUGAUGCGUUUAUGAAUGCUCAGAGGGUGCAGAGCAUUAUAUCACGACUUGGACCUCUCAACUGGGCCGUCCCACGCAAACGCAUGGGCUUCGACUCCUCCAUCAAAAUCAUCAACCAAUUCAUCGACCAAUACAUCGACACUGCCCUCGCACUCCCUCCCUCCGAACUCGAAAAGAAAACCACCCACGACCAAGAUUACACCUUCCUGCACGCCAUCGCCGGCUACACCCGCGACCGCACAAUGCUACACGACCAAAUCGUCUCCGUCCUUCUCGCCGGACGCGACACGACGGCCUGCACCCUCACCUGGACGAUCUACGAGCUCUCGCGCCAACCGCACAUCACCGCAAAGCUACGCCAGGAAAUCAUCAACACGGUCGGCCUCGAUGCCGCCCCAACAUACCAACACCUAAAAGACAUGAAGUACCUCCAACACAUCCUCAACGAGACCCUCCGCCUCUACCCCGUCGUCCCCUUCAACGUCCGCGUCUCCCUCACCGACACAACCCUCCCCACCGGCGGCGGCCCCGACGGCACCCUCCCCAUCGGCAUCCCCAAGGACACCCCCAUCGCCUACUCCACGCUCGUCAUGCAGCGCCGCGCAGACCUCUACCCGCCGCCAUCUUCGGGCUUCCCGGCCGUCGACUUGUACUGCCCCGAGCGAUGGGACGGCUGGACCCCCAAGAGCUGGACGUACAUUCCGUUCAACGGCGGCCCGAGGAUAUGCAUAGGGCAGCAGUUCGCGCUGACGGAGAUGGCGUACACGCUCGUGAGGCUGUUCCAGCGGUUCGAGACGGUGGAGAAUAGGAUGGGCGGUGAGGAGCCGGGGAUGCAUAUGGAUAUCGUGCUGCAGCCGGCCAGGGAGAUCAAGGUCGCUUUUGUGUAGUUGGGGGGUGAGGGACUUCUUUGGGAUUAUGACUUUUCCUCCUGUUGUUUUUGUUGUUCUUUUUCUUCGUCAUUAUCUUUUUUCUGAUGUCA